AUGUCUUCAAACACACAAUUCGAUUUACCGGGAUUCACCAAGCCCCUGGACUAUAUGCCACCUCAACUUCAAGAAUACGCCUCUCGACCAUUUCCUAAUGCCUUGUGUGAUUAUUUCGGUUAUAGCCAUUCAUUCCAAGCUCUCUAUACGCAUAGAGAGAUUGUAAUGGUUCAGAUUAUGAAUUCUAUUACCGAAAAGCCUGAAUGGGAUCGAAAAGUCUUCAAUGAGGAGAUUACUUCCAAAUGGCGUCGAGAGAUCUCUCAAAGUGGCCAGGACGUGACUGAACUUAUGAUGGACUGGAUCAUCAAAGAGCUCCAAUGCAAGGCUGAAGAGUUACAGAAAGAAGGACUCGUUUGUGCAUUCGACAUUGGUGUAGUGAAAUCAGACACCGCUGUGCCCGAGCAAUUGAAACAGCUCCUGAAGGAAGCAGCUGCUCCUCUGGAGAAUGUUCCCGAAGAGCAAAAGGAUUAUCAUCCCGGUACUGACAAGCAAGUUGUUGAUCUUGUGCACCAGUCAUUAUUCCCGGUUGUUUACGGCAGGACACACAUCCUUCGCGACAAAAAGAUUGGCUUGGAUGACUGCCUAAACAGUAUGGGCCAGGGAGAGUUGCUUCCAAUCUCUUCCAUCGCUUCAGACAGAUCAUUGAGCAAAAAUUUCCAAUGGCUUCCCUGUGAUGUGAAGUUCCUUGAAGAUGACGAAGGGUGUCAGAUCACUUCAUAUAUCAACAAUGUUCAUCCUGUCAAACACCGGCCAUUGUAUGAAGCUGUCGAGAAAAUCAUUUCUCGGACCAUACCUCUCUGGAAUAAAAGUUUGACAUUAUGCUCGGACUCCUGGCACCCAAGAAUUAAGUACGACUUUGUGGAAUACCUGGAUCAUCCCGAUGGGCCUGAACCAGUUGCGCAAGAGGGCGAGGAUGAAGACAGCGAUGAGUUCCACGACCGUCGUAUGCAAUGGGAACGUAAUUGUCCAAUCAAACAACCGGAGCCAGAUCUGGGAGAUUUUGAGUAUCCGCACGUUCCAUGGAAGAAUAUCAAUCUCCGAGAUCAGUAUCGAGAGAAUGGACUUCAGGUGAUUGUGAAGAUGGCAAACAUCGAACUUACUCCUGAAGCCCCCGAAUACAAAGGUGGAAGCUGGCACAUUGAAGGGCAAUUAAAUGAACGCAUCUGCGCCACAGCCCUCUAUUACUACGACAGCGAAAAUAUCACAGAAAGCGUACUUCGCUUCCGCCAUCGAGCAGACCACGAAGCCGCAAACGAAAUCUCAUAUGAACAGCAGCGUCACGAAUUCAUCCACCAAGUGUUUGGCUUUCCCCAGUUUGAGUGGAUCGAUCAGCUGGAAACGAUAACCCAAGAUCUCGGUGGCGUCGUGUGUAAGGAAGACCGUCUUCUUACAUUCCCCAACAUUGUCCAGCAUUGCGUGGCGCCGUUCUCGCUGGCAGACCGAUCAAAGCCCGGCCAUCGCAAGAUUCUCGCCUUGUUCCUUGUCGAUCCUCACAUGCGAAUCAUAUCGUCCGCUCAUGUGCCUCCGCAGCAGAAGGACUGGGGCAUUGAACGAGAGCAGCUCAUUGGGGGACUUUUAUCGAGAAAUCUUCCCGUCGAGUUGCAAGAGAUGGUUCGUGAUGGCUUGGACAGCCCGCUUAUGAGUUUGGAUGAGGCCAAGGCACACAGACUUAAGCUGAUGGAGGAGAGAAGCAUUCAAUCGAAGGAGAACAAUGAAACCUUUGAGAUGGGUGACUUUUCGCUGUGCGAACACUGA
Penicillium paradoxum is the source of this 1755-nucleotide messenger RNA. RefSeq names its product DUF4246 domain-containing protein. NCBI's taxonomy places the organism in Eukaryota, Fungi, Ascomycota, Eurotiomycetes, Eurotiales, Aspergillaceae. Bases 1 to 1755 code for a protein of 584 amino acids. The record is from RefSeq and is a predicted model, not a curated record. The transcript has 5 exons.